Hipposideros armiger (great roundleaf bat) is the source of this 2047-nucleotide messenger RNA. RefSeq names its product GDNF family receptor alpha 3 (gene GFRA3). Gene Ontology annotation, molecular function: signaling receptor activity. Gene Ontology annotation, cellular component: external side of plasma membrane; signaling receptor complex. NCBI's taxonomy places the organism in Eukaryota, Metazoa, Chordata, Mammalia, Chiroptera, Hipposideridae. Gene Ontology annotation, biological process: nervous system development. The coding region runs from base 213 to 1433 and encodes 406 amino acids. The transcript has 8 exons. The record is from RefSeq and is a predicted model, not a curated record.
CCCCCGCAGUUUUCUCAGUCCAGUAGAAGCCGCGCAGUGUGGUCGUCCGCUUGGAGUUGGAGGGCGGCGCCCGGGACCCUGGUGGGAGAGUGUUGGCGCCGCACUUGCGAGGAGGAGCGGGAGGCGGCGGUGGGAGGCGCCCCCGGCACGCAGAGCUCCAGUGCGAGGAGCGAGGGGAGCCCGGCACCCCACGCAGGCAAAGCGCCCCGAGGAUGGACAGCAGCGUGCGCCCCCUCGCCAUGGCGCGCCGCUGGAACCAGCGACCUCCGCCGCCUGUACUUCUGCUGCUGUUGCUACUGCUGCUGCCGCCGCCGCUGCCGCUACUGCUGGAAGCCGGGGACCCCCUCCCCACAAAGGGCCAGCUCAUGAACAGCUGUAUCCAGGCCAGGAAGAAGUGCCAGGCCGACUACUCUUGCAAUGCCACCUACCGAUACCUGAAGUCCUGCUCCUCCAAUAUAAGCACCUCAUCACCUGCAGAGGAGCCUUCAGUUUCUGAGGACUGCUUGGAGGCAGUACAACACCUCCAGAAUACCUCUCUGAUGAGCUGCACAUGCCACCGGCGCAUGAAGAACCAAACUGCCUGCCUGGACAUCUACUGGACCGUUCACCCUGCCCGCACCCUUGAUGACUAUGAGCUGAAUAUCUCCCCCUACGAAGAUACAGUGACCAGAAAACUCUGGAAAAUGAAUCCCAGGAAACUGAAGCAGCUCAAACCAGAGUGGGACCUCUGCCUCAAGUUCGCCAUGCUGUGCGCUCUUAAUGGCAAAUGUGGCCGACUUCGCAAGGCCUACGGGGAGGCCUGCUCGAGACCCCGCUGCCAGCGCCACACCUGCCGCCGGCAGCUCCGCACCUUCUUCGAGAAGGCAUCGGAGCCCCACGCGCAGGGCAUGCUGCUGUGCCCGUGCGCGCCGGCUGACCUGGGCUGCGGGCAGCGCCGGCGCAACACCAUCGCCCCCAGCUGUGCGCUGCCGGCUGAGACCCCCAACUGCCUGGAGCUGCGGCGCCUCUGCCUCUCCGACAUCCUGUGCAGAUCUCGCCUGGCAGAUUUUCAGACCUACUGCCGUCCCAUGAACAGCCAAGGGACCUGUGCUACAGAGAAGUCCAGAUGUCUGCAAGCAUACAUGGGGCUGAUUGGCACUGCUAUGACCCCCAACUUUGUCAGCAAUGUCAAUACCAGUGUUGCCUUAAGCUGCACCUGCAGAGGCAGUGGCAACCUGCAGGAGGAGUGUGAGCGGCUGGAAGAGUCUUUCUCCCACAACCUCUGCCUCACGGAGGCCAUUGAAGCUACGAUGCAUUUGCAUAGCCAACGCCUCUCCCAGGCCUCACCAGUGAUGGAACACCAGAAAACAAGCCCUGCUGUGAGGCCACAGCCCUGGGUACCCUCUCUUUUCUCCUGCACAUUUAUCUUGAUUCUGCUCCCAAGUUUCUGGUAGCUGGACUUCCCUGGAGGCCGUCUCCCCCUCUGCCACACCCAGGCCUGACCUGCCACCUGUAAGAGGUGAAGAAAGAACAGCAUCAGGAAGGAGGUGCAGUACACAACGUGACAACCCCAGACCCCCCACCCCCGCACGUCCAGUCUUCUCCAGAUGAGACCACAACAGGAGCUGACUGGCUGAGUUCUCAUUCCCUCCACUCCUGACUCAGGCUGUCCCUCCUUAGGAAUUGCUCACCAUGGUUUAGCCAUGCCUUCUGGUGGUGACCACCUCUACGAAGCUGUCUCUUGAACCCUUCCUCCUGCCCAGCAGGAUUAGCAGGCUCUAAGAAAUCAGUCAUUCUCUAUUGCAGUCUCCAGCUUGGCAGGGCUGGGUGUUCUGAGGCAGCCUAGAGGGACAUUCCCCAUUGUUAGGAAGGCUGGAGCAAGACUCCUGCCCCCCUGUCUCCUCUGAACAGGGCAUGGGAACCCGCUGCCUGCCCUGCCCUGCCCUGGGAUCCUACAGAGCAUGUGAACAUCAGGAGUCAGAGCAUUUGGGCCUUGCUUUCUUCCUGCCACUGUCCCAAAGUCCCCCCAGCCUCUUGGAUCAUGAUUAAACAUUUUGACUUAAAACUU